Aptenodytes forsteri (emperor penguin) is the source of this 549-nucleotide messenger RNA. RefSeq names its product transmembrane protein 52B (gene TMEM52B). NCBI's taxonomy places the organism in Eukaryota, Metazoa, Chordata, Aves, Sphenisciformes, Spheniscidae. The record is from RefSeq and is a predicted model, not a curated record. Bases 1 to 549 code for a protein of 182 amino acids. The transcript has 5 exons.
AUGCACAGCUCAAUCAUGAUCUGCUUUGUUUUAGGAUGUUUCUUAUGGUUCCCCCAAGUGAGAGGUGAGGAAGGCUGUCUCAACACUGAACUCUGUUCAGGUACAGAGUGGGACCGUUUGUGGUAUAUCUGGCUGGUGGUGGUGAUCGGUGGGCUGCUGCUCCUGUGUGGCCUGGUUUCCAUCUGUAUGAGAUGCUGUUUUCAUUGUCAUCAGACAGGGGAGGAAUCGGGUCCUCAGCCCUACGAGGUCACCGUCAUUGCUUUUGAUCAUGACAGCACCCUCCAGAGCACCAUUACCUCUCUCCAUUCCGUGUUUGGGCCUGCUGCCAGGAGGAUAUUAGCGGUGGCACACUCCCAUAACGCUGCGCAGGGAACACCACCCCUCUCAGCAUCAGACACUCCUCCAGUCUAUGAAGAAGCUCUGCACAUGAGCAGAUUCACAGUUGCCAAGGCGGGGCAGAAAGUGCCAGACCUGGAUCCAGUGCCGGAGGAAAAACUGCAGGCAUCUGCCGAGGGCAAGGAUGCCCAGCCAGCCCUCCCAGGACACUAG